Messenger RNA from Diachasmimorpha longicaudata, 3966 nucleotides. RefSeq lists its product as uncharacterized. The record is from RefSeq and is a predicted model, not a curated record. The coding region runs from base 9 to 2039 and encodes 676 amino acids. The transcript is spliced from 2 exons. NCBI's taxonomy places the organism in Eukaryota, Metazoa, Arthropoda, Insecta, Hymenoptera, Braconidae.
ACAAUAUUAUGACAGAAAAGCUAAUCCUCAAAAUUUUCGGGAUGGCACGAGUUGCAGUAACAAUAAUUUUUCUCAUUAUAUGGGAAAAUCUGAGGGUUGUUGAAGGACUCAUAGGCUACGACUGCAGUGGGUCUACACUAAACCUUACAUCUUACUCCUUAUUACACGUUGAAGAAUGCAAUGUUCCCUUCUUGGAUCCUAACUCAACUACAAUAAAUAUCGAGCUAAUGCAAUUAAACAAAUACGAACACAUCGAAAUCAACGAAUGCAGAGUACAAAUAGAACGCACAAUCCAUCAUUGUGGAAUGUUUUCGCACGUCUCUAUAGUACAAAAUUAUCAUCGAGAAUAUUUCGUCGAAUUAGAUCAACACGAAUGUGAACGCCUUCACCAUUCCAACUCGCUGGCAGUUUCUCAUAACAUAUUCAUCGAUAAUUUGGUGAGAAACGCACUGAAUAGUAGACCUAUUACUUUAGCUGGUAGGACAUCUACUACAGGUAGCUGUAAAGGAACUCAGUAUAGUGAUCCAUUUGGUACAUGGGACGACGUUAUCGUCAAUGCUCUCGUCAGAAUUUUCUACACUUCCUAUACAUCCACAAUUGAACUUCAAACCAAUAAGGUAGCCUUGAACUCCGGAGCCAAAUGUGAUUUCUUAUCAGGAUCAUGCAUGGAUUCUACAGGAACUCAAGCCUUCUGGUCAGUAAAACCGAAGAAGGACUGCAAAUUUGAUGAAUAUACCGCUCUAUACCGAGGCCCAGCAACCAGAAUUGAAGCUACUGCUAAUGAACCUCCAACUUAUAUUGUCACUACCGAAGAUUUCACCUUCUCCCUAGAACAGAGAGCAAGAGUAUCAACAUGCGGAUAUAUUUUAAUUCAAACAGAAAUACCUAAACUUUUCAUAAUAGAAUCAGUCAUAGGAACGACAUUCCCAACUAAUAGAAUUAUAGAAACGGAAAAUGUCGACCUCAUUCAAUAUGUCAAUGCAAAAAUUGUACAUAUCGAAUAUCAUAUACGUAAACAGAUCAAGAAAUUGUACCACCACAUCCGCCUUAAUGAAUGUGAAACUAAGAGAACAACACUGAUGAAUUCUCUUGCCCUAGCAACCCUUACACCAGAUAUGUUUGCAUAUAAUUUAAUGAAAGGCCCUGGAUAUCAUGCAAUCCCUACAGGCGAACAAGUCACAAUUAUAAAAUGUACAGCAGUACCUAUCAAAAUUCGGAAAACGGACGAAUGCACACUCGAAAUUCCCGUGUCUUAUAAUAAUGAAAGCUAUUUCUUAAAUGGAAUCUCACGAAUGUUAAUCAGGAAAGGUACAGCAAUUGAUUGUCAUUCAGCAAUACCCACCGUAUUUUUUUUAGACGAAAACUGGUACACACUAAACCCAGACUUGAUGAAAGCUCCUACACCGUUGAUUCUUAAUCCCCUGAAACCAAUUGAAUGGGAAUAUGAGAAGCUUCAAAAUCUCGGAACAUCGGGAAUUUAUAACGAACAAGAUAUGGAGAAACUCCGCGACAGACUAUUAACAAAAGCUGAAACCCCUGUAGUAGUUAGCAAUAUGGCACGUGCUGCCAGUGGAAAUCAACUUCCCACUGGAUCAAUAUCGAUGAGACAUCUAUUAGAUCGGGAAAUGCUAGAAGAAAUCACAGAAUCAGCUGUUCAAAAAGCCUGGAACAGCCUUAAAAUUUUCGGAAAUACAGUAUCAAUUGUUAUAGGGAUUAUCACAAUUAUUCAAAUAAUAAUUGGAUUGAUAAAUCUUAUUAUUCAUGGUUUUACCUUACAUGACGCCUUUGGUUGGAGUCUCCAGCUCGCAGGCGCUUGUUGCGUGUCUAUCACUCAUCUACUUUUGUACAAACCUCGUAGAGAGAAUAUAAACAUUCAGCAGGACAAUGAACCAAUGUACACUGCCAUGAAAUCAUUCAGGAAAAUUCCAGAUUCAGAACCACCCGUAUCAGUUGUGAUAAAUGAACCUACAACAUCAAAAGAGGCCGUUAUUGACCAUGAAUUGCUCUCUAAAGCUAGAAAUACGCUAAGAAAUUUAUAAAACCAAUUUCUCUGCUUCUGCUUCAUUUCAUACCCAAACUGAGUGUGUUGAAUGACAAAUUAAACGAGAUAGACUGCUUGAUGUCUGAUAUCAAAUAUGGAUAAAACAAAAAAUUGAAUAUCUUGCAUGUUUCAACUGUCCUGGUCCCAUUUACCCUCCUGAAUAACUGGCAAUUGACCUCACAAAUCAUUAACAGAAUCAACAUCAACAACAAACAGCAUCAGCAUCAGUAUCAGCAUCAUCAACAACACCAUUAUCAUCAACAGUAUCUACGAUGAACACUCGAUCGGCCGAUAUUUGCGAGAAGAUUCGGCAAAUGCAGACGACUAUUAGCAAGAUGCAAGCUGCUACUGAUCAGAUGAACAACACGAUGCAUAGGUUAUCCUCAUACCGAAGUACCACAGAUUCAAAAAUCCUCAUGGAAAGAACGAUGCGAAAUCUGCGGUUCCACAUGAUCUUCCUCAGAACUCUCCAUGAAGAGCUACAAACAGAAAUUACAAAUUAAAUCGGAAAUUUUCAAGAAUCAAAAUAUAAAAACAACAAUAAAAGCUGAAAGUCAAGUAUUCUCUCAAGUAUUCACAAAAAAAAAAAUCUGUCUCAAUAUACAUAUUAUCCUACUAUUAAAAAUACCUCACUUAAGAUCACUCAAAAUUAAAAAUACCGAAUUAAACGAAACAUAUGUAAACUUAUCAAUGGAAGUUAUUUGAAAAAUAUAUAUCUAUAUACGACAACAGAAUAAUGAGUCGAGUUUACUUACAUCAAUGCACUGCUUGCUCAUAUUCAUCAUUAGAUAUAUACUUCACCUUCAAUAUAAGAAAAAUCUGCACUUAAGACAUCGAGGACAAAAAGCAACCUGGCAGAACGAGGACCCCAUCGUACACUCAGAAGGAACCUAUAGAGUCCUUCAAUUCCCUCUAGAAUCUGCAGCCGCACGAACAGCGAUAAAUCCUGUAAUUUAUGAAAUUAAUAUCAAUUUAAAAGGUUUGAAAGGAAAUAGUACGAAUACAAAACAAUUUCCGCAAAGAAAAUAAUCUUCACCCAAAACUACACUAAUCCAUUAAAAAAAUAUUACGAUAAAAACAAAAUAAUGAUAAUAAUAAUCUAUAUAUACAUUAUAAUGGUACAAUAAGAACUAUUCACUGUAAGGUACUAAUACUAAUAAUUAAUAUAUCGAUAGGGAAAAAAGGAACGAAAUGGAUUGCGCAUGAUAAGAUAAUAUUCUCCCGCUUUCACUAAAAAUAAAACAUAAAACAAAAAAAAAAAAAAAAACGACAAAAAUAGAUAGAUAGAUACUGGAGCAUUGGCAAUAAAGCUGAUUGUAAAGAUUUCUGAAUUAGAAACAAAAUCAGGAAUGAAGAUUCAUACUUUUUAAAACUAUCUCUAUCAGAUGAUCAUAUCUACCAAUCGAGUAAUACUAAUAUUUCAAAAUCUCCAGAACAAAAAAUGCUAAUUAAUAUUGAAAAGCAUGGAGAACAAUUAGUUCUGAAUUCUCACUAAAUCUUUUCUGCACAAAUACCACACAAGUAUAUAAAUGGACAAGUACGAUAGUCGCAACCGAUGAACAAUUAGGAUAUACAAAAAUUAAUUAAGAAUAUAUAACAGCAAAAUGAGACUAACUCAUGAGCAGAUUUUGACUCAAUGCACUGCAUCCUCACAGAGAUCCCCUUACCACUUCCAAUACCUUGGCGACUUAUCACACGUGUAGACAAAACAUCCACCCCGCAUCCAGUGACAGCGCCUACAAAUGAGUAAGUCGAUCAGAGUCCUCACUCACAGCAGGUUGUGCUCCCAUAUAGAUCUGUUACACAAAAAAAAAAAAAAAAAAAAAAAAAACCAAAAACGCAAUUAAACAAACAACGAAGAAAAAGAAAAUAACAAAAACUUGGUGUCAAAAUUGGUGCAAUAAAAAAAAAAAAAAAAAAGCAAA